CAAUCCCAUAUGAAAUUCCUUAAUCUCUUUCUUUCUUACCAUGUGUGGCUGCCAUCCGGCAAAAGUUUGGGGAGGAAACCGCGGGAACUAAUUGAGAUAUCGAAAAGAUAUUCGUCGUCGAAGCGAUGGCAAGCUCGGCAAGCGAAGGACAAAUACUCAAGAGAAGCAGGCGUGAAAGGAUUGAAAAGCCGUGCAGCGUUUAAACUUCUACAGAUCAAUGACAGAUACAAAAUAUUUAAGCCCGGUCAAAGCGUAGUAGAUUUGGGUUAUGCCCCUGGAUCUUGGUCACAGGUUGCCGUGGAUCUCACUCAGCCAAACGGUCGUGUAGUUGGGGUGGAUAUAAUUCCUGCUCAACCUCCGAAAGGUGUCUCGACUAUCCAAGGAAACUUCCUCUCGCUGCAGAUACAAGCUUAUGUCCGAGAAUUUCUACGAAACCCUAAUCGUGGACGAGCACAAAGCCUCAACCACUUCAAGAAUGCCGAUCAACGUUCGCAGCCAAAGACCGAUGACGAAGUCGAAGAAAUUGAAGGAUACAUUGAUCGGGAACGAAGUGCUAGUUCGCACAUUACACAGGCAGAUGGGGCCAAUGAAACUAUCCCCGAUGUUGCUGUCGGGGAUAAAACAGUUGAUGUGGUGCUAAGCGACAUGUCUGCCCCCUGGGAACAAACAACUGGUUUCUGGAAGAAAAGCCUUAGUGACCCAUAUCGCAGGAUGAUGAACACGAGCGGAAUGAGCUUUCGAGAUCAUGCCGGAAGCAUGGACCUCUGUAGAGCGGCGCUCGAAUUUAGUUUCAACGUUUUAAAAACCGGGGGUCAUUUCGUUUGCAAGUUCUAUCAAGGGGCCGAAGAUAAGGCACUGGAAAAGCAGUUGAAAGAACUAUUCCAGACCGUCCAUCGGGAGAAACCAGAAUCGUCUCGUAGUGAAUCAAAAGAGGCAUACUUUAUUGGUUUAAGACGGAAACAAAAUGCUGCCAAAGACGCCGUCCUCCGCACCUCUAGUUCAUACGGAUCAAACAGCAGUUAAACCCACAGUGGCGUAUUAUCUGUGCCCAGAAAUUGGCAUGCAAAGAAUAUGUAUGCAUUAGUCAUUUAUUCUUAUAUCCUAAAUCAUUUCUCCAUCGCCUUCUUCGAAAUCGCUCGACUCGAAAUCAAUGGAAGCUGAGGCCUCUUCGGCUACACGCUGGAUCUGUGGAAUUUAGUUCCAAUUACAACCCGUUUUUUCAAGGAGAGACUUACCUCUUUC
This is a messenger RNA of Histoplasma capsulatum G186AR, 1242 nucleotides long. RefSeq names its product cell division cycle protein. Gene Ontology annotation, biological process: RNA methylation. NCBI's taxonomy places the organism in Eukaryota, Fungi, Ascomycota, Eurotiomycetes, Onygenales, Ajellomycetaceae. The record is from RefSeq and is a predicted model, not a curated record. The transcript is spliced from 6 exons. The coding region runs from base 10 to 1023 and encodes 337 amino acids. Gene Ontology annotation, cellular component: mitochondrion. Gene Ontology annotation, molecular function: rRNA (uridine-2'-O-ribose)-methyltransferase activity.